AUGGCUCUAUCGGGUUUGGUUAAAUCCCCAGUUUGGAAUGUGCUACAUCUGGUUCAUGAACUUGCCAAGUCAAUUAGGGUUUUUUUUAAUGAAAAAAAGGGGUUAAUGGAUUGGGAUGAUGUCCUACCUGAGAAAACAAAGAAAAAGAAGGAGACCUCGCAGUUCAAUUACGAUUCACCUUCGAGGUUUACAGAGAGACGGGAGAGAGAGACAAGGAACACGAACAGCCCAAUUCAACAGAUCUUCCCCACCUUGAAAACAAGUCAUCAUCAAUCAGGCGUGUUUGAAAGGAAACUAGCUCGGAAUGUCAUGAGAAAUGAGGGUUAG
Molecule: messenger RNA, 327 nt
Organism: Lactuca saligna
Lineage: Eukaryota; Viridiplantae; Streptophyta; Magnoliopsida; Asterales; Asteraceae
Source: the annotation of a GenBank genome assembly